Molecule: messenger RNA, 1948 nt
Organism: Nematostella vectensis (starlet sea anemone)
Lineage: Eukaryota; Metazoa; Cnidaria; Anthozoa; Actiniaria; Edwardsiidae
Product: charged multivesicular body protein 6-A
Exons: 9
Coding region: 312-953 (213 amino acids)
Biological process (GO): vesicle budding from membrane; late endosome to vacuole transport via multivesicular body sorting pathway
Cellular component (GO): multivesicular body; ESCRT III complex
Source: RefSeq, a predicted model, not a curated record
AGUCAACGCCGUACAAAUUUCAGAAUAUGCUUUGCUUGAAUUCAUGUAUUAAUACUUAUUUAAUUUUACUAAAUUAAUGAAAAUAAUUUCUAAAAAAAUUGUUUUUUAGAUAAAAUGGGAGGCCUUUGUGCUACUUCCGAGGAGGUCUGUGUACAAGUUACCGCUCCGCUGACCAAAUACUUUGAUCAAAACAAAUCCAAUAUGUCCUCCGUCCUAUUUUGUGUUCCGAUAUUUCUUGGAGAUCUCUGAAACCACGGGAAAAUAUACGGUUUGUUUUUCGAGACUCAAGGAAAUAGAAUAGUGUUUCCAGGAUGGGGAUAUUUUUUAGCAGAAAAAAAGAGCCAGAAAAGCCGAAAAUAACAGAACAAGACAAAGCAGUUCUGGCUCUGAAACAGCAAAGGGACAAGCUGAAAAAAUACCAGAAAAAGAUCAAUGUGAACCUUGAAAAAGAAAGACAGUUGGCCAAAGAACUAUUACAACAAGGGAAAAGAAACAAAGCCAAGUUACUGUUGAAGAAAAAGAGGUAUCAGGAACAACUCCUGCAGAGAACGGACAACCAACUGGACAACUUGGAGAAACUGGUACAAGAAAUAGAAUUUGCACAGGUGCAAAUCAAGGUUGUAGAAGGCUUGAAGACAGGGAAUGAAUGCUUGAAUCAAUUACACGAGAUGAUGUCCAUCGAGGACGUAGAGAGGAUUAUGGAUGAAACCAAAGAAGCAGUCGAAUACCAAAAGGAAAUUGAUGAUCUGCUGAGUGGAAGCCUCACAAGUGAAGAUGAGGAUGCCGUUCUCCAAGAACUAGAGGCACUGACAGAGUCUAUUUCUGAGAAAUUUCCUGAUGUACCAAAAGAAGAACCAGAAAUCUCUCUUCCGGAGGCUCCAUCUACAGAACCUGGAGUUGCAAGAAAAGCUCAGAAAGAGAAACAUCAAGCAGAAAUGGUAGCAGCUUCCUAGUGGGUGCUAAAAUAUGAAUUUGGCCACAGCUUGCAAAUAAUCUUUGAUGAUGCUCUAUCUACAUGACGUGUGAAUAACACCACCAAAAGAUCCUAUUCAUAGCUUUUAAAAAAAAAUAGUUUUCAGGGCAAAUGCAAUAGCAAGUGUAUGACCGCAAGGUUAAUUGGGUAUUAGUGAUGCAAGCAGCUAUAAGUGCAUUUUCGAAGACCCAGCGUACCAAGCGGGCUCUGUCAAAGGUCCACAGAAAGACUCGGGUGUUAGGUACACACGCAAUCAUCCGGGAACAUCACACAUUUAGGCGGGAAAAUAAGUUACACGCGCACGGCGUUGUGUGACUUUGCGGCCGAAGAACGAAAGCGCCGGAUCCUCGAGCAUGUAUUGAUUUGUUCAUAACACAUACUUCCUUUCGGUCGUAAGACUGACAUUCAAUCAGGAGGAAUAAGUGCAUGUCCAUAUCAAAGGCACGUUCCAGUUUGGAACUUGAAAACACGACGAGAAAUGGGGGAUGUUCGCUUGGAAAUAGAGAUGCAUUAAUGUGGAUAUGAUUAAAUAAGUUUAUUCUUAGUAAUAUGAAUAUCAAUAAAUCGUACAGUGUUUAUUACAUUCUAUAUAUUUACAUAACUACAACUUUUUAUUAUUUAUAAAAACGGUAAUUCUCUAUCUUUUUUAUUUUUCUUGUUCUAGUGCAAAGAUUCUCAUGUAUGUUACUUAAAUUUAUUGCAUCAAAUAAAUAGGUAAAUAUAAAAUACACGCAAACACACUUCAAUUGACUUGAGGGCUAUACGUGCUACCGUGGCCAACUUGAUAAUUUUGUUAAGCCAAUAAGAAUGCGUGCUGCUGUUUGAUUGACAGUGCUAGAGCAAACUGAACGGAAUCCUACGUUACAGGUUACAGGGUCAAUCUUGAUCUAUUUAAAAUCAUUUGCGUUCUAACGUUGCGUUCUAACAAAUAGGUUUGCUACAUCUUUAAUAAAAAGAGAAUGACGAGACCACCCA